AUGAAGUCAGAAAAGGAAUCAAUCAGACAGUGUUUUCUCUUUUCCAACCAUCUUAUUUUAGCAACAAGAACAUCUGGAGGACGAUUACAUCUUGUUCCAGAGAUAGGGAAAGUUCCACUCGCUGACGCCACGCUCAUCGAAGAUCCAUCAGAAAAUGGUUUGAAUGACGAUGAUGAAGGUUUAUCUAACGAGUUCGGAGGACGAGAUUUUAAAAUUGUCCUGGAAGGAAAGAGUACUUCGAUGGGACAUCCGAUGUCUAUCUUUUUAAUAGCACCAACGAUACAGGAGAAAGCUGCUUGGAUAUCAGAUAUCAGUCAGUGCAUGGAUAAUGUCCAUUUUAAUGACCUAUUACAUAGUUCUAUGUCUGACACUUCAUCGGUUACCAUGCCCCAGUCAAUUAAAAACGAUCCUAAACUCUUUAAAGAUGAUGUCGACAUUAGAUUUAGCCGUACUCUCAAUUCCUGUAAGGUUCCUCAGAUUCGCUAUGCUACUCCAGAACGCCUCUUAGAACGAUUAACCGACCUUCGCUUUUUAUCGAUAGAUUUCCUCAAUACAUUCCUCCUUACCUACAGAGUAUUUACUGACGGUGUAACUGUGAUUGAAGCUCUUAAGAAAGUUUUCUAUAAUGCUGACCCUCCUGAUCUUCAAGCCACUGAUCAGUUCAUCACUAUAGAAGGAAGAGAUGACAUGCUUUCGGCUCUUCAUCUUUUUGAUCCUGAAAGAAGAAGAAGCUCUGCAACGCCAAGAAGAACAUCUGGGGCCAGUUCUGUUACUGUUCUGAAGCAAGUGACAGGGAUCGUAGCCAUAGUUACGAUUCACAAGGAUUUCCUAGAAGUCACUGGCGAGGAAGUUACAGAAAAUGUGUAUGAAGAAGAACACAUGGGCCUAAUAAAAGAAACCGGAUCAAAAGACGCUGGAAUAAAAUUGGAAAUUAGAAGAAAGGUUAGUAUAAGAGUUGAUCAGCCUGAUCCUGCACAUCUGGCUAUUCCUGAGGCUAUUGCUGGUUCAUCAAGUGCAGAAACUUUAACAGCUGAAACAAAUACAGUAGUUAGCGCUUCUUCAUCUCCUAGUAAUGUUAGUACUACAACACUUGUUGAAUCUGAGAUGCCUCAUACUGAAACGAUUACGCAGCAAGCAAUGAGUCAGCACCCCGUAAUUUGUUCUAGUCAACAACAAUCUACACAAUAUACUGAUCUUCCACUUCCGUCUGAGAGAAAAAGUUGGGAAGGAGGUGGAGGAGGAGGAAGACUUCCUCCAGCGAGUAGUGAUGAUUGGGAUGAAGAGGGUGUGAGUGCUGUGAGCUCACGUUCUGCAUCUAUUGUCAGUUCAACAGCUCAGGGCUACUAUAAUGGUCGGCGAUCGACAGCCGGUCUUGAAGGCGAAGGAGGGACUCCACGACCCAGCUUCCAGCACGAAUCCCCCCAGAACUCAAGUAAAGCCGGUGUCGUCAUCACCUCUUUUCGACAAUCUCAGAGGAGGUAA
Nezara viridula (southern green stink bug) is the source of this 1482-nucleotide messenger RNA. NCBI's taxonomy places the organism in Eukaryota, Metazoa, Arthropoda, Insecta, Hemiptera, Pentatomidae. The record is from the annotation of a GenBank genome assembly.